Messenger RNA from Drosophila persimilis, 2100 nucleotides. RefSeq names its product histone-lysine N-methyltransferase 2D (gene Lint-O). The record is from RefSeq and is a predicted model, not a curated record. Gene Ontology annotation, molecular function: protein binding. Bases 51 to 1589 code for a protein of 512 amino acids. NCBI's taxonomy places the organism in Eukaryota, Metazoa, Arthropoda, Insecta, Diptera, Drosophilidae. The transcript has 3 exons.
CAACAUUUUCGUAUAGUCUGCCUCCUUUUUAAGCAAUUUGCUGGCCUAAGAUGAAGCGUACCAAGGACGAGGACAAAGACGAGUUCGCCAGUGCCACUAACAACUUGAAUUCAAGCACUGGCAGCAACAGCAACGAUGCUGCUGCAACGGUAGGCACCGUCUCAGCAUCGACUGCCGUUCGCACCACAGGACGCGUCAAGAAACCCAAGCAAGUUUACGAUCCAUCUGAUAAUUAUAUCUCGCGUGGGCCCCGCAACUCAACGCCAGCGAAUAGCAAUGUGCAAGCGUCGCCAUUGCCGGCAUCGGCCGUGGUACCACCAGUGCCAGUUACACCGCCUGCGGCGGUGGCUGUGCCCAAUCCCAAGACAGAACUAUCCGCCACUAGUGCUUUGCAAGAUUUGGAGUCCGGGCAGCCACUGCGUCAGUUUGAUAUAUGCGAAAAGUGCGGCAAAAUGGAAGUAAAGCGUGGUUCUGGCCACAAGAGCAAUUAUCUCGCAUGCAAGAGUUGCCAGCACAAAUGGCACUUUUCCUGCCUCACCAUCACAUUUGAUAUCCUGGCCGUUGCUCGCAAAAAGUACAAGUGCGCGUCAUGCCGCCACUGCCGCAUUUGCGGCAUCAAGGGCACAGAUCUGGCCAUCUGCUCUGUGUGCGUGUAUUCUUUCCACCGCAAUUGCCAUGAUCCGCCCUUGGACGGUUCCGAUCUCAGCGAGCGCCAAUGGAAAUGCCACGGCUGUGAGUUUGGCACGAACAAUAAUAACGACCAUUCGGCCAGUGAACAGUCUCGACGCAAAUCAUAUCCGGGACGCAAAAAGCGUGCCCAGUCGGAUCCCGCUGGUCAGGAGAAGUCGCCGCCAGUCAAGCAGGGCAAAACCGCUCAGGAAUCGAAGGAAAGGUUAAAAACAGAAGACAGAGUCGCCGCCACAGUUGCCACAGAACCAUUCACCAAGAAUGAUGACCCAAAGGAACAAGAAAAGGGGGAGCCGAAUAUAAAAAAGGAGAAAAUCGAAUACGAGGAAAAGCGCAUGUCUAUGGAGGAAAAUGAAGAGUCAAAGGAAGCUCUUACAGUAGAGGGGACCAAUAAAAAGCCCAAGGAAGAGGUGGUCCUAAAGCCGGACGAAGAUCUGCCGGAAAAGUUGGAUGAAAAAGGGCUAGAAAAGAAGCCCGAAGAAGGAGGCCAGCAAGAAAAACCAAAAGAAGAGUCACCGAUGCCGCUGGAGCGCAUGGACCAGCAGCCAUUGGAGGAGGCGGCGGUGCCCACUGCCAGCGAUGAAGAUGAAGUCGCUCCUGUCAGUAUUCAGGCGGCUCCAGAACCCUUAAAGGAUGCAGGGCCCAAGAUGGGAGACGACCAAAGUCCGGUGAGCACCUGGACUGUUGAGCAGGUUGUCAAAUAUCUGGCCCGUUUCUAUCCGGAUGAGGCUGAAGCAUUUAAACAUCAGGACGUGGAUGGCGCCUCGCUGUUGCUGCUCACGCGCGAGGAUGUGAUAAAUGGUUUUGGCUUUAAACUUGGACCGGCUCUGCGCGUCUUUCAGAUUAUCCUUGGCCUCCAGUCACACACCAACAAUGUGGCCCUGGGCUGGUCAUCUACCUAGAUUAGCUUCCCUAAGGAUUAUAUUUUAUAUUUAAAGUCUUAAGAAGUUUGUUUUUUUUUUUCGGACCGUAACUAUUACUAUUAUUAGAAUACUCUCUGUUCUGUGUGAGCCGAAGCGAACGCGAAAGCUCACCAAUUAUUAGUGAAAUGAACGCUUAUAUUAUUUUUAUUUUUUUUUUCAACUUAAACGAAAUCACUGGUGGUCGAAUGAUUACACAGCCCUUCUCUAGUCAGAAGUAGACAAUUUUCCUACUCGUUGCUGCAUGUACCCUAAAGAAGAUUUAAUUUACUUUAAAUUCAAUUCAAGAAAAGGUAUGUACUUCUCCAGGAAUUUGGAAAAUGUAUACGGCGAACCCUGAAGGAAAUGUAACUCAAAUUCCCCUCCCGGCAGUCUGAAACCUUAAUGGAAAAUGUAUUUAAAUAUAAUAAACCGAAUGAAAUGUACCUCUCCAGGAACUAUAAAAGUAUGUAUACAACGAAUGAAAUACAUUAAAAUAUAUGAUUUAAAAGCA